This is a messenger RNA of Lottia gigantea (owl limpet), 921 nucleotides long. RefSeq lists its product as hypothetical. NCBI's taxonomy places the organism in Eukaryota, Metazoa, Mollusca, Gastropoda, Lottiidae. Gene Ontology annotation, molecular function: DNA binding; DNA-directed DNA polymerase activity; nucleotide binding. Bases 1 to 921 code for a protein of 306 amino acids. Gene Ontology annotation, biological process: DNA replication. The record is from RefSeq and is a predicted model, not a curated record. The transcript has 2 exons.
AUGGUUGAAGAAGAAUGGUAUCAAAGUACUAGAAUGGUUCCGAAACAUACGGAAAAACAAAACGUAGAAAAAGUUUACUCGCAUACUCACCCUUUUAUAAGAUAUUUUAUCAGACAAAGUAUUAAAGGAGGAAGAGUUUCGGCAAAUCGAAAAUCAUUUGAAACGAAUAAAGUGAAUGAGAUCUGCGCCAUAUUAAAAGAAUACAAUGAAAGUGACACUGAAGGAAUAAUAGAUUUAUUCAAAGAAUACAGUGUUAACCCAAAAGAUAAAACGGAAGUUCACGCUAAACUCAAAGAACUGGACUAUCCUAAACUGAUGGCAUUUGACGCUAAUGGGUUGUACGCUUCCGCCAUGACAGAAGGUGAAUAUCCUAAAGCGGAAAGUGCAAGAGCGUUUCUACCAGAAGAAGAAAAAGAAUUUGUAAAACUGUUCAAUAAACAAAAAUUCAGACCUAGAACUGCUAUUUUAAAAGUUUGGUUUGAAUAUCCCCAAAAAAUGUUCUUUCAACCCAUACCAGCUCAAGAUAAAAUAACUUUUACGAAUAAAGAAGUUGAUAUUCAAGAAAUAGUGAAAUCUGGUGGUAAAAUUAUUAGAAUAUUAGAUGGUAUAGUUUACGAAGAAAAUUUUAAAACUCCACCCUAUAGAGAUUAUAUUAUAAUUUUGGAGGAAUUAAGGAAUAAAUACAAAAAAGGAGGAGAUAUGGUUGCUAGUAAUUGCAUGAAAUUAUUAGGUAAUUCCUUAUACGGUAAAUCUAUUCAGAAGGAUAUAAAUACAUCGAGACAUCUAUGGAGUGAAGCGACUUUUAAAGCCAACUUCGAUUCACACAUCAAAAGCUAUGAAAAAGUAAAUGAUAGUCAAAUUAUAGUUGAGAUGAAUGAAGAAGAAAAAGAGUUGUUCCUCCAAAGGAUUAUACUAGAUUAA